Brassica napus (rape) is the source of this 2259-nucleotide messenger RNA. RefSeq names its product autophagy-related protein 13a. NCBI's taxonomy places the organism in Eukaryota, Viridiplantae, Streptophyta, Magnoliopsida, Brassicales, Brassicaceae. The record is from RefSeq and is a predicted model, not a curated record. The transcript has 3 exons. Gene Ontology annotation, cellular component: extrinsic component of membrane; phagophore assembly site; Atg1/ULK1 kinase complex. Bases 299 to 2047 code for a protein of 582 amino acids. Gene Ontology annotation, biological process: piecemeal microautophagy of the nucleus; protein localization to phagophore assembly site; mitophagy.
AUGGUAGUUUCCGAGAAGUGUAUUCUUCUAAAUGUAUAUCGAUCGUGUACAACAAGUGUUUUCGUCAAGCUCUUUGGGUCUUCUUCUUCUUCUUCAUCGUCUCUCCACGAAACACCUUUACGCUAUCGUUGACGUCUCAGAUGAUCCAAUAACCCGCGUCUCCCUUCCUCACAGGUAACCACCCUAGCUAUCGAACUUUGAUCGAUCCUCUUUGUUCAAUCGUAAUAACCGCUCUAGAGAUAAGAUCCUCACGAUUCACUCGACCACCUCUAGAUUUUAGAUCUGUGUCGUUUUAGCCAUGGAUUUUCCCGAGAAUCUGCCAUCACCAGACAUAGGAAGAUUAGAGCAGAUCGUAUCUCACUUCUUCCCGAAGGCACUGCACAUCGUCCUCGACUCCAGAAUCCCUUCCUUGCAAUCCCGUGGCCGUACUCGCGACCGUUCAUCGGGUGGUCUCAACGUCAAAAAGAGCGAUAAAUGGUUCAAUCUCAUAAUGGGAGACCGUCCCGCAGCGUUAGACAAGUUACAUUCUUGGCAUAGGAACAUCUUGGAUUCGAUGAUCAUCGACAUCAUCCUCAUCCAUCCCACUGACGAUGAUGAUGAUCAUGGCAAUGUACGAUCUGCCGAGACUGUGAUCGAGCGUUGGGUUGUUCAAUACGAGAAUCCGUUGAUCAUGUCCCCUCAAACCUCUGAUCCUUCCACUCGUUACCAGAAGGUUUACAAGAAAGCUAUCAUUCUGCUGCGUUCUCUCUACGCUCAGACUCGGCUUUUGCCUGCCUACCGUGUCUCCAGGCAGCUGAGUUCGUCUCUUGCGUCUUCCCGGUAUGAAAUGGUCUACAAGGUUUCGUCUUUCAGCGAUGUCUUCUCUCCUCCCGUGACUGAGACCAUGAAAGAGUUUCGCUUUUCUCCUGUUGAAGUGCCUCCUGGUCGUCUCUGCGCAUCUGUUACUUACCGUUCUGACUUGUCUGACUUCAAUCUCGGUGCUCACAUCACAUUGCCUCCGAGGAUCAUAACCGAUUACGUUGGGAGUCCCGCCACGGAUCCUAUGAGGUUCUUCCCUUCUCCAGGGCAGAGCUUUGAAGCUACUUCUUUUCAUUUUCAAGGUAGAGCUGGACGGCCUCCGUUGACUACUAGCUCAGCUUCUGAACGUCCCCAUAGCUGGACCAGUGGCUUUCACAGACCUCCUACCCCAAACCAAUCUUUCUCCCCUGAUUUCCACUGGUCCCGUACUGAUGGUGGUGACAGUCACCACCAGCUUUCUCCUCCCUUUUCGCCAUCAGGUUCUCCUUCUACUCCAAGAGGGAGUUACAGUCCAAGGAUUAAUGUGAGGCCUGGUACUGCUCCAGUGACCAUUCCUUCUUCAGCUACGUUCAAUAGAUACGUUUCAUCUAACUUCUCUGAGCCAAGUAGGAAUCCACUCCCUCCUUUUUCCCCUAAAAGCACCAGACGCUCCCCUUCAUCGCAGGACUCUCUGCCUGGGAUUGCUUUGUACAAGAGUUCGAGAAGCGGAGAAUCUCCUUCUGGACUAAUUAACCACUACCCUGGCCACAAGCUGACAAAGGACAGCAAAUACGAUUCAGGCCGGUUCUCUGGACUGCUCUCUUCAAGUGGCUCACCAAGAUUCGGCUUUUCUAGGAGCCCGAGUAGAUUAUCUUCGGAUUUGGAGGACCCUGAUUGUUCAUGCCCUUUUGAUUUCGAUGAUGUUGACGAGUCUGUACUCCAGUACAGCCAAAGUCUUGACCGGAGGAAAACUUCAAGCUCUAUAUCACAGUCGCUACCUAUAGGGAGGAAGUCACAGGACGCAGCGGUUGGAGUCCUGGUUCAGAUGCUAAAGACAGCACCGCCAUUACGACAAGACUCAAGCACUUACAUGGCGUCAUCAAUGUCUGGUGUUCAGAGAGAAGGUAGUUCAGUGUCAGGUGCAGAAUCUGAAUUUUCGAUGGCUCGAAGUACAUCAGAUGCACUAGAGGAGCUCAGAAACUACAAGCAGCUCAAAGACUUGCUUCUCUCCAAAUCCAAGAGUGUUGGAGGAGCAACUCGUGUCCACUGACCCAAAACCAAAAGAGCAAUCAAGUUAUGAGUUAAUUAUCUGAUGAUUGUUUGUAAAUAUGGAUUUGAUGACUAUUACUUCAGCUCACGUUUUAGUUUCUGUAAACGAACCUUUGAGAAAAAGAAAGAAAAAAAGAGUGUGUAAAAUAACUUACCUUUCAAGUUUCAAUAUGUACAUAAGUACUAAUAAAGUUUGAAAUCUUUUCAUUUCAA